AGCAACACGUAUUUACCAAUCAUAAGUAGCUAGCUAGAAACUGUUCGGAUUUAAGGAACAAAUUUACCCCUAAGUGAAAUCAAAUACUGCUCCCCACCUAGAAAACCAACCACAAACUCCUUUCAACUGUGCAACCACACUGUGCUGCAAUGUCCAGAUCGGCAAAGGGCUUUGGCCGCCUAAUCAAUCCGGGCGUGGUGCUCAAUCCGGAACUGAAUCAAAAGAUAGCCGCCUUUGAGGCCAUGACCAUGGAGCGAUCUGAUCUGGAUGACGAGUUGAGCCGAUUGCGCAAGCAGCAGGACGUCACCGAGGAUAAUGUGGCAGAGGCGCUGGCCGAGGACGAGUUCCAGUGCACUUUGAGGGGCCAGUCAUUCGUUGGUCCCAGCGAGGAGGAACUGCAGCUCAUCCUGAGGAAUCAACUCGGUGGCAUUAUCAACAAGCUGGCUGCCAGGUACGAGCGUCUUAUUUACCUGGAUGCGGACAUCAGAAAGCUGAAGGCAGCCAUUGAGAAGGCCAUCAUAGUGGCUAAUGAGGAAUCGGCAGCCGCCGCCUCAAUGUGAAGAAGUUUUCCCCCAUUCGUUGUAUUUCUACAUACUCGUCAAUUCACUCUGCAAGAACUUACAACUUCACCAUGUGUGCCGCCAAAAUAAGCCUAUAAUCAGUAAAAUAUGUGUUACUUUUGGAUUGCCCCCAACCGUUCGAUGGCACGCGAAAUCCAUUCAUUCCGCUGGUCAUCUUAAAUCACUUGGGCGAAAUUAAAGCCGCAACAAUCUCAUUUCCGGUAAUUCUUUAUGCACUCGCGCACAGACAAUCCCACAAUCCCACGCGAGUCAGAAGACAUUGUGAAUUUAAUUGCGUAUACGCACUGUUGCCACUGCUUCCUCUGCGGCAGUGUUGCUACACUCUGCUGACUCUAUCGUUAAGUGCAUAAAUUCAAUAAUGCCGAGCGUCUGGCGGUGUCAACGCGCUGCAGAGAUAUAGACUGGCAGGAUCGAUAAAGCUACAGCUUGAAAAUUUAUGGAAUUUCCUGUGCAAUGGAAAUGCCUGCCAUUUACUGCAUUUAUUUAAGUAAGCCACUGCUGCAAAAUCUAAAGAAAAAUGCGAUUGUUACAACAAAACCCAAAAAUGUUCAGAAACUAAAGAAAAUAAUUGUACCUAU
This is a messenger RNA of Drosophila teissieri, 1159 nucleotides long. RefSeq lists its product as uncharacterized. The transcript has 2 exons. Lineage: Eukaryota; Metazoa; Arthropoda; Insecta; Diptera; Drosophilidae. Bases 150 to 560 code for a protein of 136 amino acids. The record is from RefSeq and is a predicted model, not a curated record.